UUCUUCAACAACAACAGCUAGUCAGCAUGCAACUGACAUUAUACGGUCAAGACUGGAGUUAAGUCCUGAAUUAGGUCUUAAUUGUUUAACAUGUUACUCAUUAAGCAGAUCGACUUACAUUAGCGUGUGCAUACAUUUUCGUACUGGUCCCUCGCGGGUAUCAAACCAACAACCCUGGCGCCAUGCUUUACCAACUGAGCUACACGAAACUAUUAUCACCUCAUGUAUUCGUAACGUACAUAUUCACAUGUAGCUACAGCAUUAAACGACUCUAACAGUAUAUAUUCAUAAUGUACAUAUUCAUAUGUAGCUAUAGGUCUGCAUUAAACUAUUCUAACAGUAUAUAUUCAUAAUGUACAUAUUCACAUGUAGCUAUAGGUCGGCAUUAAACUAUUCUACCAGUAUAUAUUCAUAAUGUACAUAUUCAUAUGUAGCUAUAGGUCUGCAUAGACGAAAGUAUUGGCUGUAAGAAGUCAGACAAAACAUAUUUGCUCAUCUUUAAAUGAAUAAACAAUGUAGUGAAUAUUUUUCUAAACUGCGUUACCCAUUCCAGUCAGCUGACUGCGAUAUGCGACCUUCAGAUGGUGACGUCAUAUCUAGUGGACCAACACGACACCGGAAGCUGUUUCAACAACACGGAUACUGACUCAUUCAACCACCUCUUUAGCCUGGUAGCCAACAUACAACCGAAAACAAGCUCUUUCGACCAUUUUUGUGAAUAUUGGUCUCGGUGUUUUUAAACACAAUCCUCUUUAUUAUCUACUAUUUAACUUAAAGUAAUUUGCUUGUUAAAUGUACAAAUGUGUUAAUUAUACCGAGUCGAGCACUAAGCUUAUCGUUAAUGCUAGCUAGCCCGACCAUGAACUCACUGAACGACUCCCCUCCUGUUAAAGAAGAGGAGGUCUGCUGGGCGGAGAAAGAAGCUCUGGGGCUGAACAUUGUCCUGAAAGAAGAGAAGGAUGUUACAGUAAAUGGAGAGGAAGAAGCUUUCAGAAUGAAAAAGGAGGAAGAGGAGGCCAUCAGUAUCACAUUGAAAGAAGAGGAUGAUGUUAUAGUGAAAGAAGAGACAGAACAUUUUAGAGUGAAAGAUGAAGAGGGGAUAGAGACUGUCACAGUGGAAGAAGAGGAAGUAGAAGUUUUCAGAAUGAAAAGGGAGGAAGAGGAGGCUGUCACCUUGAAAGAAGAAGAGGAGGAUGUUUUGGGAGAUGAAGGAGAGGAAGAGGAGACUGAAGAUCUGAGUAACACCAGAGAGAGACCAGCCUCUCACUCUGACAGCGGAAAGAGUCCUUCAGGGGAACCAGACCCAGAGACACCCAAACCAGGGAGACCACACCACUGCUCCCAAUGUGGAAAGAGAUUUUCCAAAUCAGGGGACCUAAAACGGCAUGAGAGGACACACACAGGGGAGAAACCUUUCCAAUGUUCCCAGUGUGGAAAGUGUUUUAACCGCUUAAGCAACCUGAAGGCGCAUGAGAGGACACACACACAUUAUUUCCAAUGUUCCCAGUGUGGGAAGCAUUUUGCCUGCUUAAGCAGGCUGAAGAGGCAUGAGAGGACACACACAGGGAAAAUCCUUUCCAAUGUUCCCAGUGUGGAAAGCAUUUUACCCGCUUAA
Molecule: messenger RNA, 1615 nt
Organism: Oncorhynchus keta (chum salmon)
Lineage: Eukaryota; Metazoa; Chordata; Actinopteri; Salmoniformes; Salmonidae
Product: zinc finger and SCAN domain-containing protein 32-like
Exons: 2
Coding region: 842-1615 (257 amino acids)
Biological process (GO): regulation of transcription by RNA polymerase II
Molecular function (GO): RNA polymerase II cis-regulatory region sequence-specific DNA binding; DNA-binding transcription factor activity
Source: RefSeq, a predicted model, not a curated record